Molecule: messenger RNA, 2199 nt
Organism: Drosophila busckii
Lineage: Eukaryota; Metazoa; Arthropoda; Insecta; Diptera; Drosophilidae
Gene: Gen
Product: flap endonuclease GEN
Exons: 5
Coding region: 1-2163 (720 amino acids)
Molecular function (GO): four-way junction DNA binding; 5'-flap endonuclease activity
Source: RefSeq, a predicted model, not a curated record
AUGGGCGUCAAGGAGCUGUGGACAGUGCUGACGCCUCAUGCAGAUCGCAAACCUAUUAAUGAGCUGCGUGGCAAGAAGGUGGCCAUUGAUCUGGCCGGUUGGGUGUGCGAGAGCCUCAAUGUGGUGGACUACUUUGUGCAUCCACGACAUCAUCUCAAGAAUUUGUUCUUUCGCACCUGCUAUUUAAUAUGGGAGCAGGUGACACCUGUUUUUGUGCUGGAUGGUGUUGCGCCCAAGUUAAAGAGUCAAGUUAUUGCCAAGCGCAAUGAGUUACAGUUUCGCGGCGUUCGCCCAAAGGACAAAGAUAAGGAUGCCACGGGAACAGUCACAAACAAAAGUGAUAAGGGACGUACGCGCUUUAAUCAUGUGCUCAAGCAAUGCGAGUCUUUGUUACUCUGCAUGGGUAUACAAUGCGUGCAGGCGCCAGGUGAGGCAGAAGCCUAUUGCGCUUUUCUUAAUAAAGAGGGGCUGGUGGAUGGUGUCAUUAGCCAGGACUCGGAUUGCUUUGCGUACGGUGCGCAGCGUGUUUAUCGAAACUUCUCGGUGUCCACGCAAGGUACACAAGCUGCUGCUGGCGGAGCUGUUGAUAUCUAUGACAUGCGCGACAUCUGCGCUCGCAUGGACUUUGGCCAGCAUAAAGUUAUAGUCAUGGCGCUGCUGUGCGGCUGUGAUUACUGCCCAGAUGGAAUAGGCGGUAUUGGGAAGGACGGCGUGCUUAAGCUCUUCAACAAGUACAAGGAGACAGACAUUCUCGAACGCUUGCGCAGCUGGCGAUUGGAGACGGCAAAGUACAACGCGCUGGAAAUGCGUGUCGAUGAUAAAUCAGUCUGCAGCAAUUGUGGUCAUCUGGGACGAACGGCAAGCCACACUAAGAGCGGUUGCAGCGUUUGUCGCACACAUCGUGGCUGUGAUGAGUCCCUCUGGAAGGAGCAGCGUCUAUCUAUAAAGGCAGAGCUACAGCUGCGCAAGAAGGCUUUAAUGGACGCAGAUUUUCCCAACGAGCAGGUCAUAGCAGAAUUCCUUAACGUACCUGGUACUGUGCCCGAUUUACAGCUUGGAUGGCGUCAGCCCAAUCUUGUCAAGUUUAUCAAGCAACUCGGACAUUUGCUUCAGUGGCCAGAGCUAUAUUGUUUCCAAAAAUUCUUACCACUGGUUACGCGUUGGCAGGUGCAGCAAGCAGGAGGCGUACCUUCUCUUCUCGAGCCACAAGAGAUUAUCAAAAAACGCACAGUGAAGGGUGUAUCCAGCAUGGAGCUGCGCUGGCGGGAUACGGACGGUUGUUUCAAGGGUUUGGUACCGCAAGAGCAGCUCGACGAGUUUCUAUUGGAGCAUCCCAAAGGCUUAGAAGAGUUGUAUCACACCAUAGAGCCGUUGGACAUGCUGCAGAUGACUUAUCCAGCGCUGGUAGAGUCAUAUGUGAAGUCAAAAGAGAAGCCACCCAAGGCGGGCGGGCGUAAAAAGCAAGUCAAGACAACGCUGCCGCUUAGCACUGUAGAGAAUUUGGAACCCAAGCGUGGUAAGACAAAAAAACAGGCAUCGCAGUCAACGCAGACAACGUUGCAAAGAUUUCUCAAGCGUCAGCAGGAAAACACACCCGGGAAGCCGUUAAAGCCUGUGAAUACACAAUGCUCCACGCCUUUGCAUAAGUAUCUGCCCGUCGAGCUGGAGAGCGAUGAGGAUGAAUUGCCGUUAGACAUGUCAGAUAUAAUUAAUGGCAUUGUAAGCAAUAAACAAGCUGUGCCUCCAGCGCUAACCAAACAUGCAGGACGCCUGCUGCAUUAUGAGCCGCUCGCAGCAGAUUUGAGCUUAAGACUGGCGCAGCUGAGUCUGCAAGAAAGCGAUGUACAGCAGCCACUUAAAGAUGAUGUGGACUUGUUGGUGGAGCAGCGACGAGAGCGCUCCAUCUGUGAGCAGCUGCCGCAGAGUAAGCGCUACGCACUGGACGACAGCUUUGAUUUGCUGGUCAAAGGCGAAUUAAAGAAACUGCGCACUCCCGUGGAUCGCUUCAAGCAACAACAGCGUUUGUCCAAUAUCAAGCAGAAGACAGUUUCCCCCGUUAAAAAUGUGAGUUACUUUUUCGAUCAAAGCGUGGAGCAAGCGGACGCUUUUGAGCAGCUAAUGGAGCACAGCUUGGUGGUGAUUAGCGACGACAGCGAUUCGUAGACUGAUUAGAUAUAUUUGCAUAAUGUACAACUUAGU